GACACACAGACAGCAUGGAGACAGCCAUCAAGAUGAAUAACGACGGUAUGGCGGCGAGCAGCUCUGAGCCACAGCCAGACCAGCAGCAGAAGACCGACAUUAGACAGCUUCCUGAUGUGAAUGCCAAACAGCCAAAGGAAAUCUUCCCCUUUGUGGGUGCCUAUCUUCCAAUUGUUCCUAUAGAAAUCCUUCCAAGUGAAAUAUAUAUGACUGCAAGCACAGGCACGACUCCAAACAUUGGUAGGGUUGAUCUUCCGCAUUCCUUAAACAUUAACGGCGGCACCACUUUCACAUUGGAUUCAAACAGAAUGACACCAGAUCGAGACUUAAGUGGCUUAUUUCCGACUCAAUACAUGGGUAUGAGACCGACCACAUAUUUUGGUCAAGGUCCAGGAGAAAGGUUCACAUUAACAGAUUUCUUCAAACCUACCAAUUACCCUGUAAGAUCUGAACCUCCACAUUUGGGCCUCACGGAUUUGCAUAAGAGUCAAGAUAUUACUAUGAGUCCAACCACAUACUUUGGUCAACAGCAAGGAAACAAGAUCGACGAAACAAGUUUCUUCAGGCAUCCAAACUAUCAUCAAAAAUUGACAGAUCCAAACCAGGACAGAGGGGGAUCUUCAAUGACCAGGGCUCCAAAUAUUAACAUGACACAGAACACACAUUCUGGCCAACAUCCAUGGAACAUUUUGCCCAUAGCACCUCCCAGAAUUAUGCCAAUUGGAUCCUUUUGGUACUUCCUUCCAGAAAGUGACAUGACUCCGGCAACACAUUCUGGUCAACAUUCAUCGAACAUUUCGCCCAUAACACCUCCCAGGUUGAUGCCAAGUGGAUCCUCUGGGCACUUCCUUCCAGACAUUAACAUGACUCCGGCAACACAUUCUGGCCAACAUUCGGGGAACAUUUCAUCCAUAACGCCUCCCAGCAUGAUGACAACUGGGUCCUCUGGACACUUUCUUCCAGAUAUUAACAUGACUCAAGAACCACAUUCUGGCAAACAUCCAUGGAACCUUCCUCCCAUAACACCUCCCAGAAUGAUGCCAAUUGGAUCCAAUUGGUACUUCCUUCCAGAAAGUAACAUGACUCUGGCAACAUAUUCUGGUCACCAUUCAUCGAACAUUUCGCCCAUAACACCUCCCAGAUAUUAA
Messenger RNA from Cryptotermes secundus, 1148 nucleotides. RefSeq lists its product as uncharacterized. NCBI's taxonomy places the organism in Eukaryota, Metazoa, Arthropoda, Insecta, Blattodea, Kalotermitidae. The transcript has 3 exons. Bases 15 to 1148 code for a protein of 377 amino acids. The record is from RefSeq and is a predicted model, not a curated record.